UCGACCCCUUAUCUUAAUGUUUACAUAUCCGGGUAAUUUUAUUUAGAACGGCCCGGUUUGGACGGCGAACUUUAAACUGGUCUAGUAUUUUAUUGGUUUGUCUUGACAGGUACGUAGAGCAGUGGGCGUUGUCAGAUAAAUAGACAAAAUGGGGUCAAUUGUCGGAAAAGCUAUGGACGAAAACAUGAAGAAGCAGCAAGAUUUCAUGCUGAAGACGCAACAAAUUCAGCUGGAGCGUAUGAUCCAGAUGAAUAAUCAGAUGAGGGAGCGAGCUAUGGCAGCACAAGUCGCCAGAGCAAGGGACAUGUUUAAUUUCUAUGCUGCUUUCUAUGGCCUUGCCUGUAUCGGUGGAAUAGCAGGGUUCAUGAGGAAGAAGAAUCCAUCAGCUAUUGCGCCACUUCUACCACUGACGUUUGUGUUCAUGUACCAGGCAGAUAUGGCUUAUGGUGACAAGUUAGUGAGAAUUAGAGGUAAAUGA
Messenger RNA from Mizuhopecten yessoensis (Yesso scallop), 478 nucleotides. Its product is annotated as plasminogen receptor (KT)-like. Bases 149 to 478 code for a protein of 109 amino acids. The transcript has 4 exons. Lineage: Eukaryota; Metazoa; Mollusca; Bivalvia; Pectinida; Pectinidae. Gene Ontology annotation, cellular component: plasma membrane. Gene Ontology annotation, biological process: positive regulation of plasminogen activation. The record is from RefSeq and is a predicted model, not a curated record.